Nematostella vectensis (starlet sea anemone) is the source of this 5675-nucleotide messenger RNA. Its product is annotated as methylcytosine dioxygenase TET2. The coding region runs from base 983 to 4885 and encodes 1300 amino acids. Gene Ontology annotation, biological process: oxidative demethylation; positive regulation of transcription by RNA polymerase II. The record is from RefSeq and is a predicted model, not a curated record. The transcript is spliced from 12 exons. Gene Ontology annotation, cellular component: nucleus. Gene Ontology annotation, molecular function: DNA 5-methylcytosine dioxygenase activity; DNA binding; zinc ion binding. NCBI's taxonomy places the organism in Eukaryota, Metazoa, Cnidaria, Anthozoa, Actiniaria, Edwardsiidae.
UAUUACGGAAAGAUCUGGGGGUAAACUUGGGCGCACGUUUGCACGCAAAGUGUGAAGGGCUCGUUCGAUCGCUGCUACAUCUGUUAUCAAACCCCUUCAAGCCAGACAAGCUAAGACGUCGUUUUGUCUCCCAACUUUAGCAUAUCGAUUUCGCGAUUAACCCUACGGACUGCGAAACUAGGAACGCGUCAAAGCCCGAACUUGCCGAGACACACAUAGGAAAUCCAUCCGUGCACCUUAAAAGCAUAUUUAUUAUUAUUUCCCAGUGCGUGCCUUGAAGAGAAAUGCACGCCUCAGCCCGACGUGUUGAUUUUCAAAGCAAUCGAAGCGGUGAUCAGUCCUGAGCGUCUACUUGGCUCUUGAACUGAAAAUCCGACUACCUCGCGUCUCCUAUACUGAUUACUUUUAUGGCUUUACAGAUAAAAGUCUUUUGGGAAUUGCCCGCAAUGUUCAUAGCACUGCUCGCCAUUCAAAGCUCGAGUUAGUUUUGUCUGCGGUGGUCAAUCGUGGCUUUACGAUUUCCAUUUAUUGAGUGCGAAAGCAGACAGUUCGCGCAGUGCGCAAGCUCACAAGUCACGCAUCGCAGCGCUCGUAUACCCACGUGGGAGUUGUAUUUGUUCGUCUGUCGAGUGGUUGGACCCACCUACCGAGCAUUCUGGUUGGUUAGUCGCCGUGUUGAUGAGGUACAGCGUGAAUUGUGCUUGUGAUCGCAGCCCGUCUGGGAGCUCGUCAAGUUCGCCCGCUCAAAUCGCACGCCGGCGUCUCAAGUAACGUGAAUUCAACAUCUCAAACGUGUUUUCAGAACUCCUGCACCUCGUGUGAUUAUAGCUGAGGCGUUAAAUUUUGGAAUUACUCGCUGAGCUUGUAUUCACGCGCUCAAGGCUCGUGAGAGGGAUGAUCAGACUCACGUUACGGAUCGCUUGUGACCGCUAGUACAGCUUCGCGAACAUUGUUUGGUUUACGUUCUUCGAUAACACGAUCCAUGAUGGGAGCUGGUACGGAAGAACCGCCAAAGUCCAAGCGUGGGGAACACAGGGAAAAGCGUAUGAGCUCAGUUCCUGAUUACGAUGAAUCUGUGCCGAGAAAAAAGCGACGUCGCUGCGGUGUUUGUGAACCGUGCACUCGUAAGGUGAACUGUGGAGAUUGUAGCAACUGUGUAAACCGUAAAACAGGCCACCAGAUAUGCAAGUAUCGCAAAUGCGUUCAGCUACGAAAGAAGUCUAGCUCAAACCGUGAUAGUAGCAGCGCGCAGAGGCAAGAUCUCGACGACUCGCCACCAGCGUCGCAAUCUAGUCGCGUGAGCAACGAAAAAUCCACUCCAGACAGCGAUGAAAAUGAAGGAAUGAGCGAUUCGAACGAGCGCGAGAACAAACCGCAACCUUUUAACACUCAUAUGGACACAGACGAAGAGGUAGAAUCCAAGCCAGCGAGCCCUGAAUGCAAAGACGACAAGAACGAACAGACUCUGCCGUCUCCUGUUAGCGAGAUGCUUGUCGCCACAUCACCGGUUCAGCCGUGCCCCGAGGUAGACGAGCCAGCAGUGAUCGCCCGCUCGUGCGAAUCCACACUCCCCAAGCCCGAGCCAGAAUCUCCGGCAAAACCCCCCGAACAACGCGUAGGGGACGACGGCGAAGUUGCCCCAUGUAACUGCCAAGUUUUCACUAAAGAGGAGGGGCCACCAUUAUAUGGGCAAAUGGGCGGAGCUGCCGACUAUGAUUCCCUGAGGGGUAUGCUUGAACAAAGAUUUGGAAUUAAAGGCAAAGCCUUAAGAAUAGAGUUGAUCAUAUACACUAACAAAGAAGGCAGGAAUGCUCAAGGUUGUCCAAUAGCAAGAUGGGUUAUCAGGAGAUCUGGAAAUGAUGAAAAAGUGCUUGUCCUUGUGCGCAAGAGACCAGGUCAUCACUGUAGUAUGGCCCUGGUUGUCACAUCUGUCGUGAUAUGGGAGGGUAUUUCGGAAGAGCGUGGCCACUCCCUCUACAAGGAGCUGUCUGGGCUCAUACCUGAGAAUGCUGCACCAACCAUACGCAGAUGUGGACUAAAUGACAGCAAAUCGUGCGCCUGUCAGGGGGUGGGAGAGGACACUUGUGGCGCCUCUUUCUCAUUUGGCUGUUCGUGGAACAUGUAUUUCAAUGGCUGCAAAUUCGCCAGGAGUAAAAGCCCGAGAAAAUACAAACUGCUUGAUUCGUCAAAAGAGGAAACAUUGGAGCGAAUUCUCGAAGGAAUCGCUACUGAAAUCGCUCCGAUUUACUCCAAGGCAGCUCCAGUCGCAUUUGCCAACCAGACAAGAGAAGAGCGCAAUGGUGACGAGUGUCGUAUCGGCCACAGCGCUGUGGGGCGGCCCUUCAGCGGGGUCACGUGUUGCAUGGACUUCUGCGCCCACAGUCACCGUGACAAGCAGAACAUGGACGGUGGCGCCACUGUGGUUUGCACGCUGCUCAAGCCUGGUUGCGCCCAACCAGAAGACGAGCAGCUUCAUGUACUUCCGCUCUACCAGCUCCUCAGCAAAGACGGCACCACGGUAGACCCUCCCAAUUACGUCAUGCCUCGGCAUUUCACAUCCCCGACACCGGGGCUUUCACCAGGAUACAAAACCCCGUCUAAGGAUGACAAGGGCCAAGCCAAAACCUCCUCCGAGAAGGAAACUUCCAAGAAAGACUUACCACAGCCGCCUCCAGGCGAGAAAUACCCGUAUAUGAAUGGACGAUACGAUGGAAUGUUUGGAGACCACUUCUCUGGCAACGCCGGCCAUAGCAACGGCGUUGCUAAGCACCCAGCGUAUGGCUACCCAAGCUCUGUCGUGCAUCACCACCCGGCGUCUAAUCAUUACAUGGGAGGAUAUUAUAAUGGCCAUAAGGCCGGCCCAUAUGGGUAUUACCCCCCAUACAUGAGUAAUAAUUUGUUUAUUGACCGGAUGCGAUCGUCCGAGGUUCAUUGGGUGGACGAGAAUCACAUUCCGUACGUGUACCGGACGCAUGGUGGACCGCACUUCCACGGCGGCCCGCAAGGUGUCGAAUACGGGGACGAACGCAAUGUGCAAUAUCCUGGUGGGGUUUGGCUUCCACGUCCCAACAUGCCCUACACAGACGAGCCCCUCCGAAAUGGUACCCACGGCGGCGGCGAGUGCACCAAACCAAAGACUGUUAUCCAUCACUUUAGCGAUACCACAGAUUCACAAAAACCGCAAUCACAGAUCAAAUACGUGGACGAAAAAGACGUCCCCGUCAUUCGCUCCAACAGUCCCAACGUCUCGCAGAUCCACUCGACCCCAUCGAAGAACCAUGCCCAGGGGGAGGAGGGCAUGGACGCGGCCCCACCCAGGAAACCCUUCAAGGUAGACGAGGCGAUGGGUGGAGUCGCUCUCGCCCUUAUUCACGGUUCUCUACUAAUAGAAGUCGCCAAGAAGGAACUUCAUGCGACAACACCCCUGAAGUCCCCUCACCGCCAGUCCCCGACUCGCAUCAGUCUCGUGUUCUACCAGCACAAGCAGCUGAAUACGAGGAACCACGGACUGGACGAGUGGGAGCAGAAGGUGGAGAGGAAGCGGCUACAGAGGGAGGAGGAGCAGGAGAAGGCGGAGGCUGCUGCUUUGGGCGUGGCUUCGGGAGGGGCACAGCCUCCUCCAACUACUUCCUCUGUCACGGGGUACUUGGACAUGUUGGCCGAGACCGCGCUGUCCCGAGAGGAUAAGGACUCCGUGGUGCAUCACCAUCCUAUAAUUAGGAAAGUGGCGGGCUCUGGGACUAGCGGGCAGGUGGACCAGGUGAAAGAUAACUCGGGUACUGUGGCUCCUAUCAACGAUAAAACGUCCGAGAAAAGGCCCAAGGAGAACGAGGGUGGUCUUCGGGAGAUGCCCGGUCGUCGGGAUGAGUCCAGAGACCCGGGGUGCUACACGAAUGAUCGGAUGGCCCAGGAACAAUUACAAAAACUCCGGGAGCUGCGGGAAAGUGAUAUUGUGCGGCACUUGCAUGGAUGGCCGCGAGGGCAGUCGCAGUACCGUCGGGAUGAGUUGCCUAGCAACGGCAUGCCUCUAGGGGACGCCGCACCGGUCAUGGAGCGAUCGCCGAGACCUGAACAUGAACAGCAGGCUAGGAUGGGUGUGGCUAGGGUAAAAGAGGAGGAGGGCGCUAGGGGCGAGAAGGAGGAGGCGGUAGCCGCGCCCUCCGGUUCAAAUUUCAGCGUGUUGAGGUUGCUGGGGUCAGACGUGCAGGUCAAGAAGCCGGAGGUUGCCCCUCGGACAUCUGCUUCCUCCUCCUUCUGCAUCAACAGUAUCCUCGGCGGAAGCUCCGACAAGCCGGCUGAGACUCGGGAAGGGGAUGCCACCACCGAUAAGCCGCCCGAACCAUCCAAACCCAAGACGCCAGAGGCGACGGUAUCGAACGAAAAACACCUGGACUCAGUGAAGCCCCGCGGCGAUGCUCCAUACCCCGAGAGAAGACCCUUCAUGGAUGCACCUCCGAGGCACUAUGCGCCGCAUCUACAAUAUGGCGCCCACCAGGGACAUAUGUGCAAUGGGCUCCCGGAGAAGGGACACUAUGCAGACGUCGGGGCUUAUGAGCACGCUAUGGAUACUCGCUCUCCUGGGUACCCCUACAAGAUGGGGGUCCCGUUCGCGGCGUACCCCGGUUUUUUUAUGCCUCCGUUUAAUCCCCUCCUCACCGCGAGUAAUGGCCUGGCGUCAAACCUCGCGCUGGUCAAUUCACGGACUUAUGUACCGCCGUCACUGGCGGGCGACUGCUUGCGUUCUGCUAAACACUUUGGCGACCCUACGCUCACGGCUAUGUCGACGGCGAACCGGAACGGACUCAAUUAUCCCAUGGACUCUCUCAUUACAGUCGCACCAUACUCGCAGACAUGUGUAACAGGACAUUAUCAAAACUGGCUAUAGCUUCGUAUAGUGUAGGGGUUUUAUACGGGGUGUGGUUUUUAGAUUUCGUUAACAAUCCAUAUACACCAGGUGACGCGUGUAGUGCUUGUCAAGUAUGCAUUAGGGAAUUUGCGCAAUGCUUGUCAUGCACACACUAGGUGAUGUGCGCCGGCUCGUCAUCUACACACUAGGUGAUGUGCGCAGCACCUAUCAUGUACACACUAGGUGAUGUGCGAAGUACUCGUUAUGUACACACUAGGUGAUGUGCGCAGUGCUCGUCAUGUACACACUAGGUGUUGUGCGCAGUGCUCGUCAUGUACACGAUAGUGGUGUUCGCCGUGAUCGUCAUGUACACGAUAGGGUUAUGUAUUUCCCUGUUUUAUUUCACUGGGUCAUAUUGAUAAUACUUGCAUUUUAAAGGGGUUUGGUGUGAAUUCUCGCUGUGCGAGAGGGAGAUAGUUCGGGUUUUUGAUUAAGUGACGGGAAUCGAAUCAAAAGCAGUUUGGGUUCUGCAAAAACCACCCAACAUUUUAGGGGACAAAGGAUUUAGAGAUCAUAUAAUCUUUAUUCGCGGAUCUGGUUACUUCAAGUAUGCUUCGUUUGGAUAAUAACGAAUACUUACCUACGGCUAAUGUGUAUAUGUAAAAGUUUUCUAAACCAAGUUACUCCGGACAUACUGUUCUUGUAUUAAAAAAAAAACUAAAAAUCAACAUUGAACAAUGACAAGGUCGAUCUUAAAGUGGCAAUGUCAUCAGUUAAAGCCGCAUUGUCACCAGUUCACUUCCGGAGGUCCGACGGAAACCUCAACAGU